AUGGUUUCUCUUCCGGUUUACCUACGAGUAAUGGUCCACUGUUGUCAGUUCUCAAAAUAAUCGUUCAUAACAAUAGUUUAUACUUUUAGAAAAUUGUGUUUAGUUGUGAAUUAUUUUAGUAUAUGCGCUUGUGAUUAUUUUGAAAGUAUUGUUUUAUUGGUAUUGUGCUCUAUUAGUUGGUUUUCCGAUUCUUUAAGGUGCUACAAAUAAAAUGGAUAUGUCCUAUUGAAACGUCGUGUCAACAAACUAAGUUUCCGGUUGGGCGGCAGAUUCAAAAUUGAAAGAAAAUUAAAUUAUGAACAAUGGAAUCCCAGACUGAAUCAACUGAGCUUCUAGAGACAGUGGUAAUAGCUGGACAACAACAACCUCAAUACUUACUACAUAGAAUACCAGAAAAUCCCCAAUUAAUUACUCCAGAACUUCUACAAAAUCAUGGAGGACUUGUUGUGGAUAUUGGUGGAGGAGAUUACAUUCCUGUAAACUAUUCAUCAGAGGAUCUCCUCUCACAAGAUCUAACUGAUGAAGAUAGAAGAUUGGCUGCUGCUUUGGUGGCUGUACAAUUCAAUCAGCAACAAAAACAGCAGCAACAGAUACAAGAUGCCAAUGCUCUGUCCCAACUCGAUCAUAAUUCAACAUUAGAAAAUAAAAUUUUGGAAGAGCAAGUAAUAAUAGACAAAAACGGAGGUUUGAAUAGUGGUUAUUUGCAAAUUGUUGGUUCCGAUAGUAUUUAUGUUGAAAAAGAAGCUUUACCAAAGUUUGUUGCUGCCAGGAAAGAUGCAUCUCCAAGAUACAUUGAAGAAGUUCAGACGAAUCAUUUACCUACCAAAAAUGAAGGAGACUUGGAUAAACGAGAAUCUGAUGGUUUAGAAGGAGAGAAAAAUGAGAACCGUUCUUCUAAAAAGACACUUCCUCACAAGAAAAGAAUCACCAAGAAGUUGAAACGAACAUCUACAUCAAAUAAAAAAAUUAAAUGCAACUUAUGCGAACAAUUCUUUGCAUCCAGUGAUGAAUUUGCUCAGCAUGAGUUGCUUUGUCAAACCACCAUCACUCCGAUAUCGUCUAAUCUUUUCAAUUGUCAGAUUUGUAAUGCAUCUCUGACUGAUCAGCUGCAAUUUUUCGAACAUUUGAAAGCCCAUUAUGAGCCUUCAGCUACUAUUACAAAUGUUUCCAAGAAUCCUCCUCCCGUUGAACCAGAAGUUGAAACGGAAAAGCCUGCCGUUAAGAGUGAAAUUAUUUCGGAACCAAGCGUCAAAGAUAGUAUUAUAUCAGUGCUCAACCUUACCUGUACCGUUUGUAGUAAAACAUUCCGAAAACAAAAAACCUAUGAUGCGCACAUGAAAGAAGUCCAUGAAAAAUAUGAACUCAAUGAGUUUAGCGAACCAGAAGAUCUUAUGGAGGGUAUAGAGGUAUCUGUUAAUUCCAAUCAUAAUUCAGAUGCAGAAGAAGUGGAUUCUAAAGCUUGGUAUAAGGAAGAGGAACUGCAACAAACUGAAGAAGAUCUCAAAGAACUAGAAGCAGAAGAUCAUGUCUGUCACAUUUGUAAUCAACCUUUUCCAUUGAGAGCUAUUCUAUUACAACAUUUAAUUUCAUGUCGAGCAAUUACGGGAAAUACAAAACCAACUUCUCCCGAGAUUGUCAAGAAAAAGAAUAAGAAGACUACAAAAGCCAAAAUUUCAUGCAAUUUAUGUGAAAGGUCCUUCACCCAUAGAAAUUCACUGAUGUACCACUUGCACAGUCAUCACACUAGAGUGAGACCACAUCAAUGUGAAACUUGCGGAAAGAGAUUUUUUGCUUCGAGUGCUUUGAAAGUCCAUAGGAGAUUACAUUCAGGAGAAAGGCCGUACCAUUGUACAGAAUGUGGUAGGACCUUUAGACAGUGGGGAGACUUGAAGUAUCACAUGACCUCUCUACAUUCAACAGAGAAACAAUUUCAGUGCGAAUACUGUGGCAAGGAAUUUGCUAGAAAGUAUUCCCUUGUUGUACAUCGAAGGAUACACACUGGGGAGAAAAAUUACAAAUGUGAAUUUUGUGAGAAAACAUUCAGAGCAUCAUCUUAUCUCCAAAACCACAGAAGAAUUCAUACUGGCGAGAAACCUCAUGAGUGUGAUAUUUGUGGAAAACCAUUUAGAGUGAGAUCAGACAUGAAAAGACAUCAAAAGUCUCAUAAUAAGAAACCAACUACCAAGAAAGUAUAUAAAAUUGAUAAUUUAGAUAUUGCAGUUGAAACUAAAGCAAAAGAAGAAAUUGAUCAUGGUUCGAAUGAUACUGCUGAACUUCACAUUAAUGACCCAGAACAAGAAACGGAAAUAUUAUAUGAAGAUCCUUUGGCACCUAGGGAUGGAAUGUAUACCAAUGGACAUCAACUAUUUUUGGUAACAUAUUCAGGAGAUGUAACAAAAAUGGAUUCUACUUGGAUUCAAACUACAACAUAAAAACUUGAUGUAAUAUAUAUUUAUUAUGUUGAAAAAAAACAUUGACUAUUGAAAUUACUUUGGAGCUAUACUUAAGAUGAAUUAUUAUUGUUGCUAAUAAAUUGAAAAUAUAAAUUUUUUUAAGCAUUCA
Messenger RNA from Harmonia axyridis, 2562 nucleotides. Its product is annotated as zinc finger protein 502-like. Gene Ontology annotation, cellular component: nucleus. Bases 303 to 2432 code for a protein of 709 amino acids. NCBI's taxonomy places the organism in Eukaryota, Metazoa, Arthropoda, Insecta, Coleoptera, Coccinellidae. The record is from RefSeq and is a predicted model, not a curated record. The transcript is spliced from 8 exons.